AUGUGCACUACCUACUUUUCCACCUACGUCAACUGCCAUCACCGUCCUUUCCGGCAGACGAGAUGCGCCCUCUAUGCUCAAGACCGCCGAACCUGCACCGUUGAAGUCGAAGUGCGCAUCGACAGAGGUCUUGUUUGUCCGAUCUGUCUUGAAAAUAUCGUCUGGGUUCGCUCGAAUGGAGAAUGGGAGAUAAUAGAAACACCAGAGGGCGACCUUGCGAAAGAUGACUGGGAAAAGGUUGAAAGAGUUGGAUACGAUUGGCAGAAUGAUAACAGAAUUAACCAUACGAAAUUCGAUGUCAAGGGAAACAAGCCCGCCGCGACGAAUGCUACAACUUCGGUGUCUAAGAAAAUGACCGAGAGACUGGGUUGUCACCCAACCAUUACAUGGUUUGCGAUCGAUCCCACUUCUCUUCUCACCCCCUCGUUCUUUCGUAACAAGGUUAGGCGGAAAGCCGACCUGCAUUACAAGAUACAAGCGGAUACUUUUGAGUUCUCCAUGAUCUUAGGGGGCUACCAUGACCAAGAAGAGGUUUUACCCAAGAAGAAAACAAAGCUGAGCGGCCAUGCUAUGUUUUCAGUGCGAGGAUGCCGCCCUCAUGAAUGCCACUUCUUCAUUAUGGGAGAUACAGGUCUCGACUUCGGCGCUUUUAUACAUGAAAUUGGACGCAAUGUUUUCAAGUAUGAACCCGCACCCCCAGUAAAAAUCGGUAAUGCCGUCCCUGUUCCAGUCCCUUGUAUCGUAAGAUUCCCAAAUGCGGAUGUUGUAAAGCUGGGAAAUGUGCUGGAGAAUGUAGUGGGGGAUGUACUGGAAAGGGUGGGAGGAAGUGUGGUGAGGAUUACGGGGGGGAUGUUUUGCGUUAAGGAUGUGGGGGCCGAGGUGAUAGUUUGGAUGGAUGAGAUGGAUGGUAUGAUUGUUGUGGAUGAUGAAAUUAUGCUCGCCAUGCUCACCGUACUCGUAAUUCCUAGCGAAUCGGACGAUGAAGAAUUUGAGCUCCAACUCUCGCUUGAACUAGAAUUAGAACUAGAAUUAGACGACGAUGCCGUUGAGCUGAAAGUAUCUUUGGAGCUAGAAUUUUGUGAUGAGUAUCUUAAGAUGGAGAUGCUGCUGGGUGAAGAGGAUCCUUUAGAACCUAGCGGUGUAGGAUUACACGAGCCAGACGUAUCUUGA
Molecule: messenger RNA, 1170 nt
Organism: Sclerotinia borealis F-4128
Lineage: Eukaryota; Fungi; Ascomycota; Leotiomycetes; Helotiales; Sclerotiniaceae
Source: the annotation of a GenBank genome assembly